AUGUCUGAAGAAAUUAUUCAAAAAACCGUCGACUUGAGCUUGGAAGACUCCACCGUUUUAUCAAACAAGGAGAACUUUGAAUCAAAGCACCCAUUGAAUACCAGAUGGACCUUGUGGUACACCAAGCCACCUGUGGACCAGAACGAGUCUUGGGGCGAUUUAUUGAAGCCAGUCAUCACCUUCUCUACCGUUGAGGAGUUCUGGGGUAUCUUCAACUCUAUUCCAGCUGCCACUGACUUGCCAAUCAAGUCUGACUACCACUUGUUCAGAGAGGGUGUCAAGCCAGAAUGGGAAGACGUUGCCAACGCCCGCGGUGGUAAGUGGGCCUUCCAGUUCAAGGACAAGAAGACCAACAUCAACGAAUUAUGGUUGAGAGCCUUGUUGUCUGUUAUUGGUGAGACCAUCGAAGACGACCAGAACGAGGUCAACGGUGUCGUGUUGAAUGUCAGAAAGCAAUUCUUCAGAGUUGGUUUGUGGACUAAGACCACCGACGAGGAGAAGUUGAAGCCAAUCGGUGCCAACUUGAAGAGAGUCUUGAAGUUGCCUGAAACUAGACAGGUUGAGUUCCUCUCCCACGAAGCCUCCAACCAGAGAGGCGCCAAGCCAUCUAUUUUGAUCUAA
Messenger RNA from Babjeviella inositovora NRRL Y-12698, 621 nucleotides. It is a transcript of the gene EIF4E, whose product is annotated as translation initiation factor eIF4E. Gene Ontology annotation, molecular function: translation initiation factor activity; RNA 7-methylguanosine cap binding. The record is from RefSeq and is a predicted model, not a curated record. Gene Ontology annotation, biological process: translational initiation. Gene Ontology annotation, cellular component: cytoplasm; eukaryotic translation initiation factor 4F complex. The transcript has a single exon. Lineage: Eukaryota; Fungi; Ascomycota; Pichiomycetes; Serinales. Bases 1 to 621 code for a protein of 206 amino acids.